This is a messenger RNA of Lodderomyces theae, 3234 nucleotides long. It is a transcript of the gene SEC8, whose product is annotated as exocyst subunit. Lineage: Eukaryota; Fungi; Ascomycota; Pichiomycetes; Serinales; Debaryomycetaceae. The record is from RefSeq and is a predicted model, not a curated record. Gene Ontology annotation, cellular component: exocyst. Gene Ontology annotation, biological process: Golgi to plasma membrane transport; exocytosis. Bases 1 to 3234 code for a protein of 1077 amino acids. The transcript has a single exon.
AUGUCGAGGAGAAGAGUGUCAUACAGCAUUCCUCAGCAUGAGAGUGCCAAGGACGAAUCCGUCACCGUAUUAAAAGAGAUCUAUAGUACAGUAAGGUACGAUUGGCCUCGUAUAUUGGAAGACGAUGCCAACCCCAUAGAAUUGGCAAUUUCGUUAUUGGACGACAGUUCAGUAGGAUUGGCACAUAGACAAGAUGAGUUUCAAAGACUAAAGAAAUCCACAGAAGGGGCUUUGCGGCGUGUUGUUCAUGAGCAUUAUGAAUUGUUCAACAACAGUAUAGGGUCGUAUCAUCUGUUGUUGUCAACAUUGGACAAGUCACAACAAGACUCAGAAGGUAUCAAAGACUUUCUACAAAAAUCAAACAAGGAGAUUCAUGACAGGAGCGCCGUAUUGGCAGAGUUAUCCGAAACUUCUGGAAAAUAUGCCGAACUGAUUGACAUAAUUGAUGCCAUGCAACAGUUGAACAAAAUCCCUGACCAAGUGGAGCAAUUGACUAAUGAGAAAAAGCUUCACGAGGUGUUUGAUGUUAUUUCAAAUGGGUGUAAAAUUGCGGAAAAUUAUAAUUUGUGGUCUCUACCUGCCAUGGGUGAUAUAAGGGCCUACCUCGACGAACAAUCGAACAAGUUGUAUGAUAUGAUUAUUGAUGAGUUGCAGAAUGAAAUAUACUUGAAAAACAACAGCUCAAUAUCGAAUACUGGAGUCUCAUUAUGGCAGUCAAUAAUUGACUCUACAAGUCCACAAAUGGCAUCUUUUAAAACAUUGUUGAGACUGGAAAAUUUGGAACAGUACGUGCACAAUUCCGCCAAUUUGGAUAUCUUGGAGGUCGUUGAUCACUUUUCGGGUCCCGUUAGUGAAUUUUUGAAUGAUCAGUUACCAGAGUUACAUGCGAAUAGUUUGAAGAACGAUGGGGCCAUCGACCAUACCAUUUACUUAAAAAAAAAUACAUCGAAUGAAAGCUUCUACUACAUGUACCAGCUUUUGGCGACUGCUCAGAAGUUGGGCAACCUAAACCAAGUAGUUGAAACAUUGAUUGAGUCCAACCAACUGGAGCUACAUGGCUUGGUCAAUAGAGUGACCGAGGAGGUGAAGCUGAGGAAUGGGUAUGCCCUUUCGAAACUCAACAAGAUUCAAAAUUUUGAACAAGACUCAUUACUCGAUGUAAUGGCACACAAAAACUUUAGUGAUUCUGCAGUGGUUAUUCUUCAAGAGCUUUUUGGGUCAAUCACAAUAAGAUACCUACUAUCAUUCCAAAAGUACAAGAUCAUUGAUGGCAUUACUUCUAUUUUGAGGCCAGGGCUGGUUGCAAACAUGCCCCCAUCAGCAGGGGUGGUUUCCAAGAAUGUGUUGCGAGUAUGGAAUUCGACAAAGAAAGAAUUACUGAACUUGAUCGUGAGUUAUAUCUAUGAUGACGGACCCCUUGAUUCUGGAUCCGGUUUGGUUGAUAAAACAGACAACAGAAAGGUUAGCAAAGCAUUGCAGAAAAGGAAGUUGUUUCAGUUUGAAAAUGUGGAUUGGAGUAGCACCAAAUCUGCACAAGAGCUUCAAGAUACUCUUGGUGAUAUUUUCCCUGGAUUUCACAUUGAUGAUACAAACGAUGAAGAUCUUCUCACUAUGCAAACGCCUUACUUUGAAGACGAAUCUUUUAAUACACAAGUGGAGGUAUUGACUCCAAAGAACUUGUUCAAUAUGAGGAUUGUGUUGGAACCAUUAUUGAUUUUUGUCGAAGGGUCUCAUCGAGUUCUCUCCAAUUUCCAAAUGAAAAAGAACAGUACCGAUGAUCUUGCCUUUGAUUUUUUCAAAAAUUUUAUGAAGUCCUCCUUUUUGACUUAUUUCAAAGCUGCCAUCGAGAUGGUCUUCAGCGACCAGGUUGGUGGGACAUAUACUACUGCGUACACAAGUGAGCCUUCGGGAUUGAAGCUUGACGUCAUCACAUUGAAUCAAAAUACAGACUUGGAACUUCUUGAGGAUUCUCGUGUUGGUAACGAAUCAACAAUUGUCAUUUAUGAGAAUGCAUUGAAUUUCAAGAAGUUGUUUUUGGAGCUCUGUCUUAUUUUGAAUACCUCGUUAACCUAUAGAGAAGAUAUUUCUGAUACUGUUUUGCAAAUAUUGGAAAGUUUUGCCAAUGAGUAUACAAAACUAUUCAAAGACUUGCUAUCGAGUGGAGGUGCCAGUGCCAUGGGAAGACCGGCUCUGCAAAUUAGCAAAUGGAUGACACAAAAAUCGUUGACGCAUGUAAGUGGAACCAUUAUACUUUCGCUCAAUGAGAAAAACAGUACCGAGUUUGCCAACUUUGUAACGUCCGAAAGUGGAAUGUUGCUUCGGGAAACUGACAAAAUUGUGGUAAAUAAAGAUAAUCUUUUGGACAGGGAUACUUUUGCGCAAGUUGUUCAUUUAUUGUUGACGACGUCGUGGAUUUUGACAUGGUUAGCAUUGGUUCAGAAACAAUCAAACUAUGCAGUUGGCGAAGACGGAAACAAUGGUGUUGUUGUGUCGCCAGUUGAAAGACUAAGGUACAAUUGGUCAUUCUUGGAAAAUGGCCGCCCUUCGAUCGACAUUACAACCGAUGCAUCUGAUAUAACCAGGAAUAAUAUCCUUCUUGCUUUAAGUUCGGAAAAGAUGAUUGCGUUUAAGGAGGUGAUUUCCAAUUUCGAAAGUAUUCGUGAUCAAACGUUGCUAGCCUUGAGGUAUGAAUUGAGAAGCAAAGCAAUCCAUUAUCUUACGCUAUCAUUCAAUGUGAUGGAUUGGGUACCCACAACUGAACCGGGUGAUGCUGACCCGUACGUUGUCCAAUUCAAUCAGGAGAUAUUUGCAAUUGACACUAGUUUGACAAAGGCUUUGAGAGCAGAAGACAAAGACAGCAUAUUUGUCGGUUUCAGUCAAUUCCUUAAUGACGCAAUGAUUCAAGGUUCAUUCAAGGUUCGCAAAAUUAAUAGCAAUGGUAUUAAACGAGUGUUGUUAAAUAUUUCAACAUUGCAACAAAUUUUGAGAAGUUUGUCGGCAACACCACAAGCAAUAGAUUUUGCAAAGUCAUCCUUAUAUUUUGAAAUGUUUACCUUGAAUGAGUUUAGUUUGUUGAAUCGCAUCAAGUCCAAGAGAUCAGAGUAUACCAAACCGCAAUACCAUAAUCUUGCUAGGUUGAUAUACAGUGAGAAAUUGGCCGAUGGAAACGGUUCUCAGUUCAAUAAGGACAAGUAUGAGGACUUGAUCAAGAAAAUAAAUGAAAUCAUAGAAUAA